AUGAUUGUACAAAAUUUAAUAGAAUGUUAUGUAAAUGAAAAAAGUACAAAAGCUAUUCUUAAAUAUAAAAAAGAAGUAGUAGACUAUUUUUAUCAAAAAUUAUUAGAACAAAAAGAAAAAUAUAAGAUUUUUAUAGCUGGGAAAUCCAACGUAAUGAAAAGCAUAUAUGAGUUAGAAAUUGAAAGAAUAGAAUUUUUAUUGCGAGAAUAUUUAAUAAUAAGAUUAGAGAAAAUGAAAGAAGAUUAUUAUAUCGAUUUGAAUCUUUUGUCAUCUCAAGAAGUAGUUUAUUACACGAGAUUACAAAAAAUAGCACCAUUUAAAAACAAAAAAAAUGAUAAAAUUGAAGUUAUUGGUUUUUUAUGUAAAAAAGAUUUAGGAAAUGUUAUUUUAGAUGAUGAAAAUGUAGAAAUGUGUAAAGAUGAUUUUUUUGUCGGUCCUUUAAAUGAUGUUUACGAUUUAAUCAUUAAUGAAGACAUAAAACUAGUAUAA
Vairimorpha ceranae is the source of this 489-nucleotide messenger RNA. RefSeq names its product dna replication complex gins protein sld5. Bases 1 to 489 code for a protein of 162 amino acids. Lineage: Eukaryota; Fungi; Microsporidia; Nosematidae. The record is from RefSeq and is a predicted model, not a curated record. Gene Ontology annotation, biological process: DNA-templated DNA replication. The transcript has a single exon.